Messenger RNA from Serinus canaria (Common canary), 3153 nucleotides. RefSeq names its product CD40 molecule (gene CD40). Gene Ontology annotation, biological process: positive regulation of B cell proliferation; response to type II interferon; positive regulation of tyrosine phosphorylation of STAT protein. Bases 88 to 930 code for a protein of 280 amino acids. Gene Ontology annotation, cellular component: external side of plasma membrane; CD40 receptor complex. Lineage: Eukaryota; Metazoa; Chordata; Aves; Passeriformes; Fringillidae. The transcript is spliced from 9 exons. Gene Ontology annotation, molecular function: antigen binding; signaling receptor activity; protein binding. The record is from RefSeq and is a predicted model, not a curated record.
CCCGGACAAGGCGGCCCAACGCCCCUUCCUGGGCGGGAACGGACCGAGGCCCUCUUAGGAGGGCGGCGGCGGCCGGGGCGCAGCGCCAUGAACCGGCUGAGACUUUUGGGACUGCUCUGCGCGGCGCUGCUGGGCUGCUGGGAACCUGGUGAUGCCUUGACGUGCUUUGAUAAGCAGUAUAUGUACAAGGGCAGAUGCUGCAACCGGUGUCGGCCAGGGGAAAAACUGAUCUCUGAGUGCAGUGAAACAGAAGACUCUGUCUGUGCCCCCUGUGAGAGCGGGCACUAUCAGCCAAGCUGGACCAAGGAGAAGCAGUGUCCUCCUCAUGAAAUCUGUGAAGGCAAUGCCGGCCUCAUUGAGAAGGUGAAAGGAAAUGCAACACACAACACGGUGUGCCAGUGUCGGGCUGGCACGCACUGCUCUGACAUCAGCUGCCAGACCUGCGUGGAGAACCAGCCUUGCCAGCUUGGCUCUGGCUUUGUGGCAGCCAAGGCCAUGGACCGGAUGUCAUCACCCUGUGAACCCUGUGCAGAAGGCACCUUCUCCAACGUCUCUUCUAAAACCGAGCCGUGCCACCCCUGGACCAGUUGUGAGGAAAAGGGGCUGGUGGUGAAGGUGAAAGGGACGAACUCCUCGGAUGUGAUCUGUGAGUCGACCAGGCGCUCCUCACUGUCAGUGCUGAUCCCCAUCACAGCUGCAAUUGUCACGUGCCUCGUGGGUGUCUGCAUCUACUGCCUGGUGCACACAGAUUCCAGGCGACGAGUGCCAAAGGAGAUAGAGGCUGGGGAGCCCGGAGAGAACCCAGAUACCCAGCAGCCCACGGAGCAGGAUGAGAAUGUCUUGCCUGUGCAGGAGACCCUACUCAGAGGCCAGCCUGUGGCCCAGGAGGAUGGCAAGGAGAGCCGCAUCUCGGAGCAGGAGAUGCUGUGAAGGCGCAGGGGACUGCCCCCGACAGGAGCACAGACUGGACAGCACCAUCUCCUCUGUCCCCUCUCCGGCUGGGGAGGAAAUCUGGCAUCUGGCCUGGCUGCAAAUGAUGGGAUGCUGCAAUGGACCAUGGCACGACCACCCCACGGGAAUACCACUACAACUCCUGGUCUGGUCACCUGCACAGGGCUGCCCUGGUGGAGCAAGGCUUGACAUGGAACAGAGCCACAUCCUGCUAGCAGCCCAGGUGAUACAAUGACCUGGGUGGCUGCUCACCUGCUGAGCCCUUGCAGAGCCCAGUGCAGCCCCUGGCCACAGCAGAGUGACCAUGCUGACAGAAGACGCCAGCACACAGCCCUGUCUCCCUGAGUGCUGGAGAAGCCAGGGCUGGGAGAGGGGACUGUGAGACCACCACGGCAAAGCUCAGUCCCCUGUCUGGGGUGCUGUGGAAGCGCUGCCCAUGCUGGAGCAGGGCACGCUUCCAUCCGGACAGGGCACCCCAGCCCCUGCGUGCCGCCCAGCGCUGCCGGGCUCCGUGGGACCAAGAAAGGCAGGACCGGCGGGCCCUGGGCCGGGAUGGCGGCGGCGGGGCCGGAGCGCAGACACCGACGUGCGGCGGCCGGGAGAUGGUGCUGCGGGACCGGCACGGGCUGCGCGGGGCGGCACCGGCACCGCCCCGUCCCGUCCAGUCCCGUCCCGCCCCGCGUACGCCCCGGGUGGCCUCGCGGGGCUCUGGCCACGGGGGGCUCUGGCCGCCGGGUUGCCCAGCGCGGGGCCCCUCCCGCCGUUCCCCCGCACACCCGCGCGUCCGUGCGGGAGCGGCCGCGCUCCGUCACCUCCACCCACUGCUGGCGAAAGCGUGUGAUUAAAGGUGGUUAUCUGCCCCUGUGCGUGAGCAGCCCGAGCCCCUGCCCCCCACCGCGCCCCCGGCACCGGCGCUCCCGGAUCUGAUGUUCUAGGAAGGAUGCUUUGGGAAUGGGCGGGUGCUCCCAAGGCAGAGGUUCCCAGCUGAGGAGGGAGGGAGGAGCUGUCACCAGCUGUGCUGACCCCCACCGUGCCCCCAGGCCAUCCCCAACACACCUGGCUGGCCCCACUCUCCUGUGGCUGCCCUCCCUGACCCCCACAGCAGAACCUGCCCCAGCACAGCCAUGCCCAGCUCGUGUUCCACGCCGGGGGAGACGGGGAAUGUGGGCAGGGCUGCCUGCAGCAGGCAGGUCCGUACCUCUCGCCUCACUGCUCUGGCAGUAAAAUGCGCAAGUGGGGUCCAUUGCACUGCAGGGCAGUACUGUGGGGUGCAGCAGUGGAGUCACCCCGGGCUCCAAAGCUGGUGUGGGGCUGCAGUGGCACUGAGCCCACUGCAGGCUUUAGGUACUGGGAGCAGCCUCAGCCUAUGACCCACGAUCUGAUCACAGGCAGCACGGCACGAGAAAGGCCAUAAAUCCCAGAGCAGGAGCAGCAGGAGCAUGGAGCAACUUUGCCAGUACAGGCAGUGGCACAUUAUUUAAGGCUCCUCUUAAAACCUAAUGUUAGGUUUAAUAAGGGAGAUAAAAACAUGGCAGCAGCUUUCCCUCCUCUCAGGGCUUGGCAAUCCCAGCAGUGCUAGUGGGAUGGUCUCAGGCUGGGCAGCAUUCCCUUGGCACCAACCCAGAGAACACCCAGUUCUGGGGACAGAUGUGAUCCCGCUCCUGCUGGAGGAGAAGGUGUUGCGUGGGCCACAGAUGCAAAGUCUUUGGCCCCAAAUGUGAAGCCUGUGGCCCCAGAUAGUUUCCAAAGGACUGUGUCCCAAGGUGGCAGGCUGAACUGUCUGGGGCCACCUCCCCAGUUCCCCCAAGGCUGACCCUUCCCUGCUGGCGUGCAGCAUGCUCAGUGCCCACUCCUGCGUAUCACACAUGUACCAUCUCAUUAGCACGUCUGUCCCCCAAAGUGAGGAGGGAGAGCGCGUGAGGCCUAAUUGAAUGUAACUAAUUAUUCACUCUGCAAAUGCUCUGUUUAAAUGGGAUUGUGAGGGACAGAAUUACUCAUUCUGAAAAGGAGAGAGAAAAAGAGAAAGACAGAGAUAAAACAAAUAGAGGCGGAUGCUGGAGCUGCAGCUCGCUCUCUCUCCCCAGAAUACCAAUUACCGGAUGAAGUGAUUGUAUAAAUCUUUACCGAGUGAACGGACUGUACUAGUCACUUACUCCUGUCCUCCUAUUAUGAGGAAGCAGUGAAAAAUCAUCCUACUCUCUA